This is a messenger RNA of Phragmites australis (common reed), 1308 nucleotides long. Its product is annotated as pollen-specific leucine-rich repeat extensin-like protein 1. Bases 13 to 1188 code for a protein of 391 amino acids. The transcript is spliced from 2 exons. Lineage: Eukaryota; Viridiplantae; Streptophyta; Magnoliopsida; Poales; Poaceae. The record is from RefSeq and is a predicted model, not a curated record.
GUGGCGAAGGAGAUGAAGGGUCAGGGAGGCCCGCUGACGCUGGAGAGGUACCACCGGUUCUUCCUCGAUCCAUGGGAUACCCACAUCACCAUCGACAACCUCAACCACAUCCUCUCCAUGCACGGCUUCGUCAAGCUCCACCACGAGUACAAGGUAUACCCUGGCAUAGCGCAUCAACCAACUCACCGAUCCCCAAAACCUUCACUGGAUUUAAACCCCAACAGAUCCAUCCGUAUACAGUUUCUUCCUUGUUUUCCUUUCCAUCCACUGUUGUGUGACGGGCAUGGAGUUUUUCUUGCGAGGGGCUCCGAGCAGAGGAGGAUAAUGGACUACCUGGUCGGGGAGGUGGACCUGCUGCCGCCGCGCCGCUCCACGCUGCACCGCGCGGCGCUGUCUGCCGCGGCGCCUCCUUCCGCGUCCGUCAUUACCACGGCGCAGGCCAGGGCCGACGUCGAGGCGAUCGGGUGGGUGGAGUGCCCCAUCGGCUGCGUCACCGCGUUCGCCGCGCCAGUCGUGGACGCGCCGGAGCCGGUGGAGCGCGUGCCCUGCCCCGCCGACUUCGUCCUCGCCGGGCGCCGCCCGCGGUCUAAGCGGACGCGUAGCUCCGCCUACGACCGCAGUGACGCCGCCGCGUCCAAGAAGGUGAAGGUGGGCGCGUCCCAGAAAACAGCGAAGGUGAAGGUGAAAGAGGAGCGGGAGCUGUCGCCGCCGCCGCCGCCGCCGCGGUGGAUGCGGUCUCCUACUCCGCCUCCACCGCCUUCGCCGCCCCUGCCACAGGAUGUGGCGCCGCCUCAUCCACCACCGUGCCGGGUCCAGCCUACGUUGGCACCGCUCCCCGCACCACCACGCUGGGGCUCGCCAACGGUGCCGCCGCAUCCUCCGCAGCUGUUCUGGGGCUUGCCGCUGCCCAUAGUGCCAGCUACUCCUCCGUGCUCGGGAGCGCCGGUGCCGCUGCCAGGGCCACCACCGGGAUGGAGCUCACCGACGGUGUCUCCGUCUUACCCGGCACCGUUCUGGGGCGCGCCCAGUGUGCUACCGCCACCGCAUGUGCCCUGGGGCUGGCCGCCCACCGCCCCGCCGCACUGGGGCAACAUGAGGUCGCUAACCGCGCACCCGUCCAUGCACCUGCAGCAAGCACCACUCCCCGUGCAUUUCCAAGGGCAGCAGCCACCUCCUGCGCUGCUUUGAGCAGCUCAGGCCUGUGUGUUUGGAAACAGUUCUUUGAGUGCUCCGCUGGAGAGAUUUGAGACACAGGGACACUAGAUUGUAGUUCUGUUUGUGCUCCUUGAUUAGUAGUUUUACCACGCU